CCAAUCUUUGGGCUUAAAUUUGAGGUAAAAAACCGGAUAAAGAACGGAUAAGAGAGCUCAACACCCAAAACUUAAGGGUAAUUUGCAUAAACGGUCACAAACCUUUGCACUUAGUACAAAACUUAACCAACUCCUCACCCUUUAAGGCCUUAAGCCACUCAAAUCCCACAAUAUCAAUGUAAAAUCAAGACCGAAUUGGGACCGGACCGGAUCAAAACCGGACCGGAUCAAGACCGGACUGUAUCCAAUCCAAUCUUCGGUCCUUAUAUUUUCAAAAAGACCGGACUGGACCGGAUCCAUUUGGGCCAAUUUAACCGGACCGGACCGUUUAGCCACCCCUACUACCAGCGAAUCAGGCGCCUAGGGCACAGAUUCCGAUAAUACAAUCUACAGUGCAAGUGGGUGAUCCUCAUUUGGUUUGCAUGUGGGGAGCUACUAAGGGUGGGUCACAUUCGACUGGUGGGAUGGUUCUUUUUGACCCAUAGCGGACACUCCUUAUGGCUAGAGGGGUCCAGUUUUCUCAAAUUGAUGAUCCUGUAGUGGUGGAAUUGCUUGUGCUUAGGGAUGCUAUUAUUUGGUGUGUGGAGCAAGUUUGUCGGAGGUCCGAUUUGAGGGAGAUGCAAAGGUGAUUAUUGACAAAAUUAAUCAAGCCGACACGAGAGAUAGCCGGUUGGGUGCUCUUCUGGAAGAGAUUGCUCAUUAUUUUCGUACUCAGCCUGGCUUUAGUGUGUGUUUUGUAGGUCGGGAGAACAAUAGGGUAGCUCAUUUGGUAGCUAGGAAAGCCCUCUCUUUGUAUCCGACUAUGAGUCGCUUCUUUGAUUUCCAGACCUGGCUGGUUUCCAGAAUGUAACUGUCUAUUUUUUCGAUCAAUACAUGAUAUCUUUUGACAAAAAAAAAUCAUUCUUUAUGGAAAAAUGAAUGUUAUUUCUGGCAACUCUAUGGAUCUUGCCACUUCUUUUGUUAUUUCUGGCAACUCUAUGGAAAAAAUGAAUGUUAAAUGAAUUUUAUAGUUCAUACAUAGAGAAUUAAAUAUUGGGGUUCACAUUAGAGAUUAAGGUAUGGUAUAAGUUAAUUCAUGGUCUAAAUAGCAAAAUUCUUUGAGCGUAUGAUAAGGUUAACAUACAUCAUACAUACGCUAGUUUUUGUCAUAUAUAUAUAUAUAUAUUAAUUUGUUUAUUAACUUACCAUUUUUUUUUUUUAAAAUCCCACAUAUAUCUCCUUUUUUUUACUAGAAUUUUUUCCUUUGGAAAGAAAUCCAUUUUCAGUUAUGCAUUUACUGUUUAUAUUUAAUUACCAUAUAUUUUUCUCAACAACCACCUUUCAUCUUUUAGUAUUUAUAAAGAAGCAACCCCCCGGUAUCUCCCACAAGAGAAGAAAAAAAAAAGAUUGAAAAAAAAAAACUUAAGCCUUAGUGGUGGCAAGUACUUUUGCCAGAUCUUCCUAAAGGUGUGGUGUUGUGGCAAAGCGAAUAACGACGCGAUGACGGAACAGACGACAGAAGUAGUAGCCGAGGAGAUCAGCAACAACAACGUGUCCAUUGAACUUCUCAAGGCCAAACUGGCAGCGUUUGCAAAGGAAAGGGACUGGGAUCAAUUUCACAGUCCUAGGAACGUCCUCUUGUGUUUGGUUGGGGAAGUUGGGGAGCUAUCGGAAAUAUUCCAGUGGAAGGGGGAGGUGGAGAAAGGGCUGCCAGGAUGGAAGGAAGAUGAAAAGGUUCAUCUUGGUGAGGAGCUCUCUGAUGUGCUGCUCAACAUUGUGAGGCUCUCUGAUGUCUGUGGGAUUGACUUGGGGAAAGCUGCUCUCCGUAAGCUCCAGCUUAAUGCAAUUAAGUACCCUGCUGACAUUGAUUACACCAACAACUACAGCAUCAAGAAAAACAGGGGUGCCAGCAGUACGAAAGAGGUGCAUAAAUAAAGGUGUAUGAGUAAUUGAAUUCUAAUCAAUGAGCCCAUAAAGCAAAAGAAAAUAAUAAGGCAAGAUAAAG
This is a messenger RNA of Linum trigynum, 1984 nucleotides long. NCBI's taxonomy places the organism in Eukaryota, Viridiplantae, Streptophyta, Magnoliopsida, Malpighiales, Linaceae. The record is from the annotation of a GenBank genome assembly.